CUUCCUUCCUUCAACUUGAACUCUAUCUUCAAGUUCACAGCAAAAAGAAGCUAGCGCCAUGGUAGAGGAUAGAAAAGUUGGGGUGGCAACUGACUUCUCCAAGAGCAGCAACAGUGCUCUCAAAUGGGCCAUUGAAAACAUGGCUGAUAAAGGUGACACGUUUUAUAUUAUCCACGUCAUGAGCGAUGGAUCCCGUACCAAUAUCUGGGCUAAAUCUGGUUCUCCUCUUAUUCCUUUGUCAAUUUUAAGACAACCAGAGGCAAUGAGCAACUAUGGUGUGCAAACUGAUCCUGAGGUUCUUGAUAUGCUUGACGCUGCUGCCGGACAAAAGGAGGUGAACUUUGUGGCAAAAUUGUACUGGGGUGAAGCAAGACAGAAACUCAUUGACUCUAUUGAAGAUCUAAAGCUGGACUCUCUGGUUAUGGGAAGCAGAGGCCGUGGUUCAAUCAAAAGGAUAUUAAUGGGAAGUGUUAGCAACUUCUUGAUGAUACAUGCUACAUGUCCAGUAGCGAUUGUUAGGGAUUCAAGCAAGAGCAAGUAGAUCACUAUAAGGGAGCAUUUAUAUAUGUAAUAUAUGAUAAUUUUCGUGCUUUAUAGGGCCUGCAUAAUAAAUAGUUAUACAUGGUAUGUUGUGGCUUCAAAGUUAAGGGCUGAGUUCUUUUCAAAAAAAAAAAAAAAAAAAAAAAAGUUAAGGGCUGAGUUUACCACUUAAAAUAAUUGAGUUACUUUUCUACAUUUCAGCUCUUCACUUAUUUGAAGGAAUAAUGUAUUGUCACUUUAGACCCAAUAAAGAAACUUUAAUAA
Messenger RNA from Lotus japonicus, 804 nucleotides. RefSeq names its product universal stress protein PHOS34-like. The coding region runs from base 59 to 541 and encodes 160 amino acids. The record is from RefSeq and is a predicted model, not a curated record. NCBI's taxonomy places the organism in Eukaryota, Viridiplantae, Streptophyta, Magnoliopsida, Fabales, Fabaceae. The transcript is spliced from 4 exons.